AUUAGACAAUGUUUUUCUGCACGCAUUUGACAAGUUGAUUCUUGAUCGUAAAACGAUCACACCGUGCGAAAUGUUUUACCAUAUUCAAUUGGAACACGAAAUCCAAUUGCAUCCUCGAUAUUUUGGACCAAACUUGUUGGAUACGGUCAAAAAGAAGUUAUUUAAAGAUGUUGAAGGAACGUGUACAGGCAAAUAUGGAUUCGUCAUUGCUGUGACCACGAUUGACAGUAUUGGUGAUGGUGUAAUUCAAUCUGGCACUGGUUUUGUAACUUAUCCGAUCAAGUAUCGAGCUAUCGUUUUUCGACCAUUCAAAGGAGAAGUACUUGAUGCUAUCGUUACACAGAUCAACAAGGUCGGUAUAUUCACUGAAAUAGGCCCAUUGGCUUGUUUCAUAUCCCGGCAUUCUAUACCAGCCGAUAUGGAAUUUGAUGCUAAUGCUAAUCCACCAUGUUAUAAAACAAAAGAUGAUGAGAUGGUCAUCAAUCAGGAUGAUGAAAUUCGUGUGAAAAUUGUUGGUAUACGUGUCGAUGCUACCGAUAUAUUUGCCAUCGGUACGCUUAUGGACGAUUAUCUUGGUCUUAAUUAAAUUCCAUCCAUUAAUAAUCCUACCAACGUAUUUGCAAAUUAUCUUAUUUGUUGUAGAUAAUCAUUCCAUUCACCUCAAUCAUGUAUCAUUAUAAACGGAUUUUCUUUUUAAAUUAAUAAAAUAAAUUCGAUUAUAAUGUAUAAAUUAA
Molecule: messenger RNA, 734 nt
Organism: Dermatophagoides farinae (American house dust mite)
Lineage: Eukaryota; Metazoa; Arthropoda; Arachnida; Sarcoptiformes; Pyroglyphidae
Gene: Polr2G
Product: DNA-directed RNA polymerase II subunit Rpb7
Biological process (GO): positive regulation of nuclear-transcribed mRNA poly(A) tail shortening; nuclear-transcribed mRNA catabolic process; positive regulation of translational initiation
Cellular component (GO): RNA polymerase II, core complex; P-body
Molecular function (GO): single-stranded RNA binding; single-stranded DNA binding; translation initiation factor binding
Source: RefSeq, a predicted model, not a curated record